Molecule: messenger RNA, 2679 nt
Organism: Scomber scombrus (Atlantic mackerel)
Lineage: Eukaryota; Metazoa; Chordata; Actinopteri; Scombriformes; Scombridae
Product: 5'-AMP-activated protein kinase subunit gamma-1-like
Exons: 16
Coding region: 232-1863 (543 amino acids)
Source: RefSeq, a predicted model, not a curated record
GUGGUUGAAAGUCAUUUGUAGAUGCGUGCCCUGCCUCUUUGGACGGCCAAGCCUACUUCCUGGUAAAGGCAGCGCCUCGGUGUUGUCGUAGUAAGUAGAAGGGGGCAGCUGAAGUGUAGGCGGAGGCGGCCGUGGACGGUCCGCAGUCUCUUUACUGCAGUUAGUCAGCAGCACACUUUUUUUUGGGUAGGGGGGGUUGUUGAUGUUUUUGCUCAUUUGUAGAAGAAAAAAAUGGGAAGCACAGUGAUGGAGUCCAACAAGGAGAGCUCAAAGAAAAUGCCAAAGAAGAGGAGAAGUCUGCGGAUUAACAUGCCAGACUUCGGUGCGUUCACUUCCCCACAGCCGGAGACAAGUGGCUCAACCAAAAGUGGCGCUCAGAUGGGAGAGCGUCGCAUCCGUUCAGCCAGUCCCAUCAAAGGAGUUCCUGUGAGAAGCCCCCUGCCCCCAUGUCCCCAGUCUGCUCCGGUGCCAUCGAAGACCGGCUCAGGUUCGCCAAAAACUAUCUUCCCUUAUCCCUCCUAUCAGAACUCCCCACCCAAGUCCCCCCGUCGCCUAAGCUUCAGUGGCAUCUUCCGCUCCUCAUCAAACGCCACUCCUGCAAGCAUGAAAAUCUUCUCCAGAACCAGGAAAGCCUCUGGACUCUCCACACCACCAACCACCCCAACACAGGCAGCCAGCCAGCCAGUGUUCACCCAGGAGGCCCAUCAGAGUGGCCCAAGCCCUGAACGCCUGGAGCCGAAUUCCCGCUCCCGCUGUCUCUCCACACCUCCGGACACAGGACAGCGCCUAGGUCUACCCUCUGCUAAACCCCCGAUCCCUUCCUCAAGCCCUGUGCCACCAUACUCUACCUCACAACACAUCUACGGUUUAUUCGAAGGCAUGCUGGAGAAACUUGAACUAGAUGAUGAUGCUGCUGAACCUGAGAGUGAUAUUUACAUGCGCUUUAUGAAAUCCCACAAGUGCUACGACAUUGUCCCUACAAGUUCAAAACUGGUUGUGUUUGACACAGCGCUUCAGGUUAAGAAAGCGUUCUUUGCCUUGGUAGCCAAUGGUGUGCGAGCAGCUCCACUAUGGGACACAGAGAAGCAAAGCUUUGUGGGAAUGCUGACAAUCACAGAUUUCAUCAUCAUACUACACAGAUACUAUAAGUCACCAAUGGUGCAAAUAUAUGAAUUAGAGGAACAUAAACUUGAGACGUGGAGAGAGGUUUACCUUCAAGCAACAUUCAAACCUCUCGUCAACAUAUCACCUGAUGCAAGUCUGUUCGAUGCAGUCUACACCCUCAUCAAAAACAAAAUUCACCGUCUGCCUGUCAUCGACCCAGUCACGGGGAACGCACUUUAUAUUCUCACACACAAGAGGAUCCUCAAGUUCCUCCAGCUCUUUAUGUGUGAAAUGCCAAAGCCAGCUUUCAUGAAGCAGACUCUUGGGGAGUUGGGCAUUGGUACGUAUCGUGACAUCGCUUUCAUCCACCCGGACACGCCCAUCAUUAAAGCACUCAACAUCUUUGUGGAGAGAAGAGUGUCUGCUUUGCCUGUUGUGGAUGAGUCAGGCAAAGUUGUGGAUAUUUACUCCAAAUUCGACGUGAUUAACUUGGCUGCUGAGAAGACGUACAACAACCUGGACAUUACAGUGACCCAGGCUCUGAAACAUCGCUCUCAGUACUUCGAAGGAGUCAUGAAGUGCCAUAAAAUGGAAACAAUGGAGACAAUUGUGGACAGAAUAGUCAAAGCUGAAGUGCAUCGGUUGGUGGUGGUGGACGAACGCUCCAGUAUCGAGGGAAUCGUCUCCCUGUCGGACAUCCUCCAGGCUCUGGUGCUCAGCCCAGCAGAUGCCUGUAAGGAGGAGAAUCUGACUGAGUGAGAGGGAGGAAGCAUCAGCUGACGUGGAUACGUGUUGGGAGUAAAUAAAUUGAGAGGUUGAGGUAGGGAGCGUGAGGCUAAUGGGGCCAGUCUGACGAUCCUAGAGACGCCUGCAACUGAUGCACUAUAGAGGCUUGGAAACCAAAGAGCUAGACAGCUGAGUGAAGUGGAGUUCCUGUACUGUGGAUUGGGUUUCUGAAUGUAUCCUUUUUUGUUUGUUUGAACACUGAUCAGAUGAACACACAUACAGUAUACUGUAUAUAUACUAUAUAUAUACACAGCCACAAGAACACACACACACACACACACACACACACACACACACACACACACACAUAUGGACAGAUGCAUUAUGGUCACCUGCCUGGGAAAGUUGAGACAGGUCCGGAUGAAUUAGGGCUUCAGUGUUUUAGGUUGUGUAGUUAUUAUCAUGCUGCCGUCAUCAGUUGUCUCAUUCAUAGUGCACUGGAUACUGAAUGUCAUCACCUCCAGGAAGGCAAAUCCUCUCCUGAGUGUUUGCUGUAGAAAGGGGACGUUCACAGAUGCAACUUCAUGUUUAGUAGCAAAACUACACUUCACAUACAAAUUGGUCAUUUUUUAAGGCUGUUAGAAAAGUGUUGGCCAGUGCCAAUAUAGAGGGGUUGAUGCCCAGUCUUUAUUUGUGCCUUUUGUUUGCCCUGCCUACACAGCUCAGUUUAAAACUGACAGUAUUUGGACUUUUUGUUUUCAAAUGAGUGCAAUUAUUUGGAGGUUUUAAGAAAAAUAAUUGUGUGUAAUAUUAAAGUAAGUGGCUAAGUGUACCUUCUACUUCCAAUUC